This is a messenger RNA of Cololabis saira (Pacific saury), 4563 nucleotides long. RefSeq names its product ATP-binding cassette, sub-family B (MDR/TAP), member 10 (gene abcb10). Bases 480 to 2549 code for a protein of 689 amino acids. The transcript has 14 exons. Gene Ontology annotation, biological process: transmembrane transport. NCBI's taxonomy places the organism in Eukaryota, Metazoa, Chordata, Actinopteri, Beloniformes, Belonidae. The record is from RefSeq and is a predicted model, not a curated record. Gene Ontology annotation, cellular component: membrane. Gene Ontology annotation, molecular function: ABC-type oligopeptide transporter activity; ATP binding; ATP hydrolysis activity.
GCAGCAGCGGAGGAGUCGUCCGUGCAGAACACGGGAACUAAACAAGGGUCACCUUUUCUCUUAACCCUGCUUUUGCUGCUUCCCGCUGAAGUCAGGGGUGUUUAUUUGGACACAUGUUGCCUGGGGGAGCUGGUGUUUCCGCGGUAGGAGCUGCAGCCGCGGCCCGGCCGCCCCUGACAGUGACAGCAGGGUGUUGUGAGCCGCUCCUGCAGCAGAUAAGAGAUAAACUGUGCUGAGGCGGCUGCCAUAAGCAGAUAAAAGUGUGCAAUAACGGUGUAAAAUCCCCACUGUGUCGCCGACAAGCUCCUCGGCUGGACUAUUUGAGGACAUGGUGUGUGGAUCUAGCCAUUGGGACACAAACAUGUUCAUCCGAGUGGACUUAUUGGACCAGACUCUGCAGAGUGGAUGCUAGAAAACACUUUUUUUUUACUUUUUAAAAGUCAAAUUGUUCCAGUAUCAGGUCUUCAGUGUCUCGGACGAUGCUGCUUUUAAUUCGCAUAUCCAACUGCACGCACAGGCUGCAGUUGUGUGGAUCCCGGUUGUUGUGGCUGCAGCAGCGACCCAGGUGCUCGGCUGCCCGGAGGAGGAGGCAGGAUGUCCGGCUGCUGUCCCGGCUGCAGCCCCCCGGGUCCCCGGUGCUGCCCCCGGUGCUGUCCCGCAGGCCGCUCCUCUUCUCCCGCACACCCACGGCCACGCUCACACCUGUCGCCCUGUGCAGCAGCAGCUCCUCCGCGGGCUCGGAGAAAGCCCGGACCCCGGUCCCCCCGGAGGAUGUGAAGAGGAUCCUGCGACUGGCUCACCCGGAGAGAUGGAGACUGACAGCUGCCAUUGGGUUCCUGACUGUCUCGAGUGCAGUGACCAUGUCGGCUCCCUUCUUCCUGGGCAGAGUGAUAGACACCAUUUACACCACUGGGUCAGACACAGAGACAAUGACAGCCUCUCUGACGUCAUUGUGUAUGAUGCUGACGGGUGUCUUCCUGUUUGGCGGGGCAGCCAACGCUGCCAGGGUCUAUAUCAUGCAGGCCUCAGGCCAACAGAUUGUCCGUAAUCUCCGUGCCUCUGUCUUUUCCUCCAUCCUCAGACAGGAGGUGGCAUUCUUUGACAAAAACAGGACCGGCGAGCUCAUCAACCGGCUGUCGGCCGACACGGCCGUGGUGGGCCGCUCCAUCACAGACAACCUGUCAGACGGGCUGAGAGCCGUCGCCCAGGCAGCUGCUGGCGUCACCAUGAUGUUCUACGUUUCUCCUAGUCUAGCAAGUUUUGUGUUGCUGAUCGUUCCACCUAUGGCCAUUCUCGCCGUCAUUUAUGGCAGAUACCUUCGUUCCAUCUCAAAGCGAACACAGGACGCUCUCGCGCAAGCCACACAGCUGGCGGAGGAGCGAAUCAGCAACAUGCGGACGGUCAGGGCCUUUGGGAAGGAGAUGGCUGAAGUGGACGCGUACGCGCGGAAAACAGACGUUGUCCUCAGCCUGGCUCAAAAGGAAGCGUUAAUAAGAGCGGGUUUCUUUGGAGUGACCGGUCUCAGCGGAAACCUCAUGAUCCUGUCGGUGCUCUACAAAGGAGGCCUGCUGAUGGCCAGUCAGCACAUGACCGUGGGAGAGCUCUCAUCGUUCCUCAUGUACACGUUCUGGGUCGGCAUCAGCAUCGCAGGUCUGAGUUCCUUCUACUCGGAGCUGAUGAAGGGUUUUGGAGCAGGAGCCAGACUCUGGGAGCUGUUGGACAGAAAGCCAGAGUUUCCAUUAAAUGAGGGCCAGGUCCUCCCUCUGGACCAGCUGAAAGGCCAACUGGAGUUUUGUGAUGUCUCCUUUGCCUACCCUACUCGUAAGGAGGCUCCUAUUUUCCAGAACCUCCGUCUCGUGGUCCCAGCCGGUAACAUCAUGGCUGUGGUGGGAUCCAGCGGCUCAGGGAAGUCUUCCCUCGUCUCACUCCUGCUCAGGCUCUACGACACUGAUGCUGGUAUCAUUACUGUAGAUGGUCAUGACAUCAGGGACCUGAAUCCCUACUGGCUCAGAAAUCACAUUGGAACUGUCAGCCAGGAGCCAAUGCUGUUUUCCUGCUCCAUCAGAGACAAUAUAGCCUACGGUGCUUUGGACUCCGAUGCCGUGACGACAGAGGAAAUCUACAGGGCAGCCAAAGUGGCCAACGCCUAUGAUUUCAUCCAGGCCUUUCCCAAAGGCUUCGACACGGUGGUGGGGGAGAAGGGAGUGCUGCUGUCAGGUGGUCAGAAGCAGAGGAUAGCUAUAGCCAGAGCUCUCCUCAAGAAUCCCAAAAUCCUGCUCUUAGAUGAAGCCACCAGCGCGCUGGAUGCUGAGAAUGAGUUCCUUGUUCAAGAGGCGUUGGAGCGUCUAAUGGAAGGGAGGACGGUUGUGAUCAUCGCCCACCGUCUGUCCACCAUUAAGAAUGCCGAUGCCAUCGCUGUUCUGGACCAGCGUCGUGUUGCUGAGUGUGGCCCGCCCUCAGAGCUGCUGGGAAACAGGCAGGGACUGUUCAGGAAACUGAUGGAGAAACAGGCAUUUCUGCAGGAAGAACAGCAGCGCGCUCUUCAGUGAAAGGAUGAGGAGCACCCAUAGCUAAGAAAAAAGGGAGAAAUCAGGAAAUGUACUGGUGACAAAACUCACCUGAUGAGACUUUCCCUUUCUAUUUCACUACUGAAAAGACUACAGUAUGUAGCAUGAAGACUCGAGAGCUGAAGCUGGGACCAUUUGUCCUUAGAAACUGUUUGGAAAGUAUCUAGAAAGAACAAGAAGAAGUCCGCGUGAGAGCCAGAGAGAGACAUGAGGACAGAUGCUCUUCUCAACGGAGGCUCGCAGCCAACUGUGACUUAAAUCUGUUUUUGUUGUACGAAUAAGCCCAAAUUCUGUUCAAGCGAAGAAAGUAAACGUGAGGGAUGGCUCUGACAUCCUCCUGCAAUCUCUGCCGUGGAACACCGUCUGCUGUCACGUCAGGAUGUUUAUAGCGAAACCAAAAACAGGCCCGUAAGAACCUUACAGCACUGCUAAAUGUAUAUUUAUAUAUUUGCCUGUAUAUUGAGUUUGUUUUUUAAACUUGAAACUUAUUUGCAGAGCUUUUUUUACCAUUCUUUUAAAGUCUAAACAAACGAAAGCAGCUACAUGAAGUAUUUCCACUGUGGACUAAACACAGUGGUGAUAUAUUUUGACAAAUGUUUGCACAUUUCGGCAUGAAACAUAUAGUGUCAGUCUCUAAAAAUCAAAGCUGGGGGUGCUACGUGUAUGAAAACAACGUGAGCGGGGAUAUUGGUCUCUGACUUGUUAUCAUAGUGAGACUGGUUAAACUACUUGCAUUUUAGUUUGUUGUUGGGAUUUGACUGACAGCUGCUGCAGCUUGGUGUGUGUGAGGUUUGUUUUAAACAGUGAUGUCAUCAAAGUGAGUGGUAGGCCUGCAUCAUGAUCACCGCUUUCCCAAUAGUUAUCUGAAUCCACCAUUACCUUUACAAGUGACCCCUCUGAGGGCCAUUUAACAAAGCCCUCCCGGCAGAGUCUGUAAAGCUAGAGAGCAUUGUUGGACCUUUGACAUGUACAACAGAGCUAAUUACACACUAUUUAUAGCUGUUUACCUCAGUGACAUGAUCAUUUCUUUCCUCCGAGCAUUGGUAUGUGUUCACAGCAUGUCCACUUGAGAGCCUUAGAUACUUUAUAAACAGCUCUAAAACCUUGUAUAUGUUAACUGCGGUUAUGAAGAACUAGCAUAUGUGGGUAAUUUUGCUCAGAUUUAUCCAAAAGGGGCCGGGGGGGGAUUUUAGUACCAGUCCACUGACAUGCCCCGACUGCAAACUCUUGUCGUUCACAGUUUGAAGGUGGCGGUUUCGACAGAGGCUCAUAAGAAAGAUUUAUUAGGACGGUGCUGGAGAACGACUCUGGCAUUGAUCCCUCACUAAAUCCUCUCACAAUAUUGUCUGCGUAGCACUGCUGUCACUUUGGGUUUCUGUGAAUUCAGAGUCUUGUAUUUAUUAAUUAAAAUGUGUGGAUUGUAUGGCAGCAGGAACUUUGUUCAGUUUAUUCAUGUUUUGAAAAUGUACAUGUUUAUCACAACAUAGCCUAGAUGUCCUUUUUCUUUAUAGUAUUUUCCCUCCCACUUAAAAAUGAAAGUCAUUUUUACUUGAAUCACUUUACAUUUGAACAUUUUUGUGACUUGUUAGUCCAUAUUUUUAGUUCUGAUGUAACUUUAUAUCAUUAGCAUCAUCUCUCAUCAUUUAUGUACGUAUGUGUUGAAUUGCCUUGCCAAAAAAUGUCAAUCACAAGUAAAUUGAAGAGACUUUAUAGAGACUGAACACCUCACUUCGUGCCACUUUAAAGUAGAAAGUGAAGGUGGUUGUUUAUUGUGUUUAUAUGCCGACACAAAUUAAUCCAGAUUUUUCCUUUUCUAUCUUCAGUGUAACUAAGAGUGUUUUUAACAAAUUAUAUUGUAACAAAUGUUUAACUUAAAUGACAUGUUAUAUGUCAUAUCACAAUUAUAUAUAUAUAAAAAGGAAUAAAGUGAAAUAUAAGCUAUUUCAUUUGUCAUUUGUAUUUCACUAAAUGUAAUAAAACUCCUUAAAAUGAGUAA